This is a messenger RNA of Sipha flava (yellow sugarcane aphid), 811 nucleotides long. RefSeq lists its product as uncharacterized. NCBI's taxonomy places the organism in Eukaryota, Metazoa, Arthropoda, Insecta, Hemiptera, Aphididae. Bases 163 to 636 code for a protein of 157 amino acids. The transcript has 2 exons. The record is from RefSeq and is a predicted model, not a curated record.
UCAAAGAAAAAGUUAUUAUUAUUUUUAAAUAUAAAUUGGUCACCUUAUUUUAUACUUGAGACGUCAACCACGGUUUCAAAAGGCAAGUCGAUAUAAGGAUCGGAAAGUUACAAAAUCGUCGUCCUUUGCGCCGCUACGGAUCGAGAAACAUUUUCGUUCGACAUGUCUUCCGAUCGUAUUAUUGUGCCACCGUACAACGAACAGCCAGUGGCGUACAAAACAGUGCGGGGCACUCUGCACGGCAUCAAGACCCGAAUGAUCACAGCCGUCACCAAACCAACCGUAGGUGCGGUGACGGCCUCGCGUCAUGGACCCAAAACGGAUUCUAAAUCCAGUUGGUCCGCGUAUGAAAAUUACCAUUAUCGGCAAACUACGGAAAACUGGCGUGAGAAAUUGUACGCGAAAAGAAAUGGCGCAGAUGCAAGGUUCACCGCUUGCACUUAUCGAGAACCAUCAUCCGAUUUGCUGCCCGAGGCCACUGUCCCGCCGACCCACCGACCGCCGACCACGGCACACAAAAUUGUAAGAGGCACUUUGCACGGGAUCAAGCCCCGGAUGAUGGCUGCAGCCGUCGCGCGAUCGACAUGGAGUGCGAACACGUUAGCCGGCCGAAUCGACCCGGUUAAUUCACGUUGACCAAUCAAUGCUCGUGGAUAUGAAACGGCAAUGAAAAUCCAUCGCCCAUAUCAGUCGGUUGUAAAUCAUGUGGACCAAGCGCGGAAAUGGACUAGAGCCACGGUACGGCGUUGAGUACACCCGAAUUUAGUCGAACCGGAGCGAAAUGUUUGUCAUAACUGUUAAUCAACGCUAU